AAUUAUUUAUCUUUGAUGAGCUUUUCAGUAAUUACUUUCCUGGGGUAAAACACUUCUAAAGAUUGCAUAAGUUAACACUAAAGAAAGAAUAAUAAAAUUGGUACCUGAAAUUCGGUUUUUUCUGUACAAAGCUAGGGAUUCGAAAGUAGAACUUAUUGUUAGCAUUGAUAUAAAAACUUUAGAGCAACUGGAGUUUGAAAACAUGUGCUUUUCGGAAGGAGGUGGUGCUUUUGUGACAUAAAGAAUUGUUUUUGAAAAUGUCCUUUCUCCGAUUGGAUUAAAUCUUAACACUGAAUCAGGUAUAAUCUUCCCAGCACGGAUUUUAGUUUUAUCAGGUCGUAUCGUUUAUCAGCGAAAUAAACUUCUUUUUUCAAGGAAUUACGAUAUUGAUUCCUUAAAUUUUUUACUUGCACGAGUAAAGCAAUUUGUGAUAAGACAAAUCUGUGAAAAAAUUGGACGUUUGUUCCACCUGAGUAUCUGUGAAGUUCUUUUUUCUUGACGAUGAAGCUGAAGCAGCAGUGAAUCGAUGUCGACCGGCGGAUUACUGCCGACUUUCUCCACUUCAAGAAAUUAGUUCAGAUUAGUGACAAACUUUAUCGUUUCAUACGAUCGCCGAAAUUUUUUUUUUUUUUUUUUGCAUCCCAUUAUAAUGCGAGAGCUCUCAACUUCGUUUUAAUUCAGGAUGUUUAAAAACAGUUCGUUCGACUUUCUUGAAUUUGUGUUCAAUAUGAAAUAUGUGUUCUUGCUUGGAAGUUUGCUUUUUCAAAAUGCCAUUGGAAGUGGAGUCCAUUUUUCAGGCUUUAAUAGCAUAAAAUUUUUGAAUGACCACAUUGUGAUGUAUUUGCGGAGAACGCAACAAUGACCUGAAAUAACUGGCUAAGGUCCACCAUGCCACGGUUGCUGGAUAAGGCAAGAUAUAUAAUAUUGUUGCUUCUGUAUACAACACUGGGUGUGCAGUCGGAGGACGAGUUUAAGUUUGGAGACACAGAAACCCGAUACUUUUAUCACUCCAAAAUUCUCCCAGAGAAAAAGGAGGUGACAGCAUACCUUCUCCACAACAAAACAGAAAAAAUAUUUUUCGUCCAGGGCGAAGAUCAGAGGCCAUUUUUUCUAUCGGUUAUUCCUUGUGCCUCCUCCGUUGAGUGGACACUGACUCACAAGAGUGCAUCAGAGUUCAGCAGCGAAUCCUCAGAUUCACCAUCAUCGUCACAAAAGCCAACUGUUCUUCACAAAUAUACAGGAAGAGAAUUCCAUAGCUUCAAAUACAACAAGGGCUUGCCGGGACUAUAUACCAUAAACAUUAGACCCCUCGAGAGUGAUACAUACGUUAAUCUUUAUGGUUCUAAUAGAUUUCAAAUAAAAAAUUAUCCUAAACUGCCAAAAGACAACACAGUCAAAGUUAAGAAACACAGUAGGAAAAGUUUUACUGUUGAAUGGCAAUCUAGUCCAGAGGAGACGCCAUUCGACAAUAUUAUCGAGUAUCAUAUAGCAGUGAACAGGAAACAUUCUUUUGACACAUUUUGUUCACUAAUGUCUCACUACAAAGGUGACCAACGGCCUCCCCUUCCGUCGCCAAAUUUUAAUUUUUCAGAUGAAAUCCAACGAGAGCGCGAGUUCCUCAAAAAAGCCAACCCGAUCAAAGCGGCCAAAAAGAAUGAAAUAACUUACAAAGUAUUAGGAGUGAAAACGAAAUACACAUUUAACGGAGCUCGACCAGGAAGAAAGUACUUUGUGAAUGUAUUUGUAUAUAAUAAACAAACCGGCAAAGCCAGUGCAUUUAAAAGUUUAGUGGUGAGGACUAAAUCUCGAAAGCGUCAAGGAGUACGAAUAAAAAAUGGUAAAAUUAAUGAGCACAAAUUUACAAAACCUAAACAACGGUUGACAAUGGAAUUCAAAGUGAACAAACCCGCCAAGGAAGUGUUGCUAGGUGUUCACGUGUGUGGCGGGAAAAUCAGAUUUCAAAUACGGAAUAAAAAGAAGAAAGUGUUUAGUAGGAGAAUAAAGAGUCAUAAGGAAUUUAUUCUCAAAGACCUUGAGAAAGGUACUUACACAGUUAGAAUUAAAGGUUCCAAAAAAGUAGGAGGGGACGUACGGUUCACUUUAAGUACUAAGAGAAAUAAAUAUAGGUUUCCAAGGUUACCAAAAGACACGAGAGUGACGACAAGCAAUGCUACGUGUGAAAAUGUGACAAUUGCCUGGUUAGGUGAAACACAAAGACAGAAGUUCUGUGUAUAUAAGACUGAAUUAUCAGAGGGAAAGCUUAAUCGUCGACCAAAACAUGACCAGUGUUCCAAUGAAAUUGACAAAGCCAGUGAAUUAGUGUUUUGUAAACGAUUUAAGAAUCACAACCAGCAGUUGUUACGUGAAACUAUAACUGGACUUAAAGCAAAUAGCAAUUACACAAUUGAUGUUGUUGUUAAACGAAAUGGAAAUUCAAAGUUCUUCUUACGAUAUGACAGUUUACAUAUAAAAACUGAAAAGACGUGUUGAGAAGAAUUUAAGUGUUUUGUAUGACGUGUGCAAGAAGGAUGUGUUUGAAUGUCAAUACUUGGCUGAUAGAAAAAGGUCUUCGUUUUAAAGGUGUGGCGUUGUUUAAAAGUGAAUACUGGAUUUUUUAUGUAGCAUCUUGUUACAUUGCUGAAAAUAUGAUCUGUUGAUACUGGCAUUGUGUGAGAGAUUAUUAUUAACGUUUGACAAUGCUACUUUCUCACUUUAACAUUUUUAAACAUUUUAUGAAAACAUGUGCUCAGACUAUUAUCUAAAAGAUAAAAAUCAGUAAUCAGUCUCAAAUAUAGCAAAUGAAAAGAUUACGUAACAUUAUUGUUUAUCAGAUUGUUUAAAAUUUGAAGAAAGAAAUGUUUACAUGACAACUAUAUGGUGAGCGAUUGUAUGUGAGCUUGUUUAUUUAUUUGAUUUCAUUUAAUUUAUAAAUUCAUAGAUGUGGAAUAGGAGACUUCAAAGUGGCUGUGAUGUUCUGUAUAUAAAUGUGAUAUUUUUCGGCAUUUAGUGGAAUCACUAAUGCCGACUUGCAUUCUGAAGGAUCUUACUAUAAGCAUCACAUGUACAACAAUACUUACAAAGUGCUUUGAAACUUUAUUUUGACAUUGGGUGAAUGGAUGGGAGUUUGUUAGUGCAGUGAUAAAUGUACUUUAUGAACGUCAAUCUAUUAUUUUUGGUGCUAUAUUUGUUCAGAUUUUUUUUCAUGAAUUAUCACCACAGGUAGACAAAAGGGGUAAAUGUUCAGUAAUAAUAAUCUCAUUUUUAAGUGAAAGAUGCUGCCGGUGUUGAACUAGUUAUCUUUAUUAAAGUCUUGUAAAUAUGUGCAUGAUCUUUGACACGAAAUCAUGUUUGGUGUAAUAAGAUAAGAAUAUGAUGAAUUUAGAAUUUGGCACUUUCGGAAUCUUUCUGAAUCUUUCAACAGUUAACAAACGAUGUGUUUCAGAAAGACGAUAUUUUUAUCAGAAAUCUUUAUCCUGAUAUUCGAAGAAUGUUAACAUUUGGCCCGAAGAUUAUUAGGGGAUUGAUGAUAAAAUGUCCCGGACAAAGACCUAGGUAGUCUCCAUGUGACUAUAAUGCACCCCAUUUAGUUUCAAGACAAGAAAUCCUACAGGAGCCUGUAAUGGAGAGACUUUUUUUCAGUAUUUGUUAUGUUUUGUUAUAUAUUUAUUACAAAAACAGUAUUCUGUCUUUUUAUAUUUCUCCCUUGAAAUCUCUAGCUUGUUAAAUGAAUGAUUUUUUUUUCUGAUUAAUAGAUAAAUGUGGGACACAAACUCUUCAUUGUUACACGACAAGCUUGCUUCCUUGAAUUUCGACUAAAGAAUGGAAGUGUUUCAUUGUAAUUUUAUUUCAUUACUUUAAGUAACUUGGUUCUGCGCAUGCUCAGCUAAGUAUAAUCACGCUUUUUAUAGGCAUUUUAUGCAAAAUUAAAAAUGAGGUCCCGAUCGAUGUCAUGUUUCUAUUUGUUUUAUAUUUAAUAUUGAUACAUUCAGAUAUGUUGUUGACAAUAAAAGAUUAUCAAAAUCUUA
Messenger RNA from Saccostrea cuccullata (small rock oyster), 4025 nucleotides. RefSeq names its product protein NDNF-like. The transcript has 4 exons. Gene Ontology annotation, molecular function: protein binding. Lineage: Eukaryota; Metazoa; Mollusca; Bivalvia; Ostreida; Ostreidae. The record is from RefSeq and is a predicted model, not a curated record. The coding region runs from base 889 to 2490 and encodes 533 amino acids.